UCCCGGUGACGAUAGAUUCAACAAUCCCGCUUUUUCUAAAUUAGCUCAAAUAAAUCCACUGUUUGAAGUCCCCAUCUGUUGGGAUUUGCAGCAGCAAUGCAAACGUCUCGUAGUCAAGAAGCUGAGGCGGAGAUUAAAUGUGCUUCGACUUGUUGCUUGAGCUUUCUACGAAAUAGCCUGAAGGAAGGUGUUCAAAAGUCUUACUAAGGGAAAAGGUUAUAUACCAUUAAAGAUUCCAAAUACCAAAAGCAGUCGUAAUAUUUGACUCUGAAGUCGUAUUCAAUGGGUGUACAAACCAAAGAGAAAGAGAUAAUUGUUAAGUAAUUGGAGCAGAGAGAAGUAAACAAAAGCAAAAGCGAAACGAUAACUCUCUCUGUUAGUGUCAUUUCCAAUGAUUCGAGGAUUGCUUCUGGGAAUCAUCUGGGUGAUAUUUUGUGUUUGUCCAUCAUUUCAACAAGAGACGACGUUUCUUUACAACAACUUUGGUCAAGCUGAUGACCAUCUUCACCUUGACGGUAGUGCAAGAAUCAUUCCCCGUGGUGGUGGUAUCCUGCAACUGACAAAUGCAACGGGUUCUCAAAUAGCUCAUGUUUUCUUCAAGAAGCCGAUUGAGUUCAAAUCAUCUGAAUCAGUCUCCUUCUCGACACAUUUUGUGUGUGCACUGCUCCCUGCAGGUGAUCCGAGUGGCCAUGGCAUAACUUUUUUUCUGUCUGAUUCCACUGGUUUUAAAGGCGCAGAGGCAACUCGAUACUUCGGGAUUUUCAACAGAAGUGGAUCUACUUCCACACGUGUGUUGGCUGUAGAGCUUGAUACUUCUAUUGCUUCAGAUGUGAAAGACAUCAGCGAUAAUCAUGUUGGGAUUGAUGUCAACAGCGCCGUGUCUGUGACAUCUGCCAACGCUUCUUAUUUUUCAGACAAAGAAGGGAAGAAGAUAGACAUAAAUCUCUUGAGUGGUGAUCCUAUCCAGGUUUGGGUGGACUAUCAAGGAACAACACUGAACGUUUCAUUGGCUCCUCUUAAAAACAAGAAACCAAGCCAACCUCUUUUGUCAAACACAACAAUCAAUCUUACUGAUAUUUUGCAAAGUAGAAGAAUGUUUGUCGGGUUUUCUGGUUCAACCGGGUCAAGCAUGAGUUUCCAGUACGUACUCGGGUGGAGAUUCAGCAAAAGCAUGGCGUCUCUGCUCGACAUUGACAUCUCAAAACUUCCCAAGAUUCCUCACACUAACACUAAAAAGAACUCUCCAUCUCUUGCGCUCAGUGUUCUGCUUGGUUUAAUAGCUUUCUUAGUUUUGGGGAUUCUUGUUGCAGCUUAUUUGUAUAGGAGAAACUUGUACUCUGAAGUAAGAGAGGAAUGGGAAAAGGAGUAUGGUCCACUCAGGUAUUCCUACAAAUCUCUAUACAAAGCAACAAAGGGGUUCAAUCGGAAUGAAUUUCUUGGGAGGGGAGGUUUUGGUGAAGUCUACAAAGGCACUCUAUCUCGGAGCAGAGAGCUGAGAGAAGUAGCUGUGAAGCGAGUAUCACAUGAUGGUGAGCACGGUAUGAAGCAAUUUGUUGCUGAGAUCGUGAGCAUGAGGAGUUUAAAACACCGAAGCUUGGUUCCACUUCUUGGGUAUUGCAGGAGAAAACAUGAGUUAUUACUGGUGUCUGAGUACAUGCCAAAUGGUAGUCUUGACCAUUACUUGUUUGAUCAUGAUAGAUCGUCUCUCCCCUGGUGGAGAAGACUUAUGAUCCUCAAAGAUAUCGCAUCAGCUCUUAGUUACUUACAUACAGAAGCUGACCAAGUUGUUAUACACAGAGAUAUCAAAGCUGCAAAUGUUAUGUUGGACGCAGAGUUCAAUGGAAGGUUGGGAGAUUUUGGCAUGUCCAGGUUAUAUGACAGAGGGGCUGAUCCAAGCACAACAGCUGCAGUGGGAACUGUUGGUUACAUGGCACCUGAGCUUACAACAAUGGGUGCUUCCACUGGAACUGAUGUGUAUGCGUUUGGUGUUUUCUUGCUUGAAGUAACAUGUGGGAGGAGACCUGUGGAACCUGGAUUGCCUGCUGCAAAGCGUUUUCUGAUCAAGUGGGUUGGUGAAUGCUGGAAAAGGUCUUCUUUGAUUGAUGCUAGAGAUCCAAGGUUGACAGAAUUCUUAUCCCAGGAAGUUGAGAAGGUUCUAAAACUCGGUUUGCUAUGUGCAAACCUUGCUCCAGAUUUAAGACCAGCCAUGGAACAAGUGGUGCAAUACUUAAACGGAAACCUAGCUUUGCCCGAGUUUUGGCCCAAUUCUCCAGGGAUUGGAGUUCUCACUCCAAUGGCACUUUCGCCAGCACCGCUCGUGAUCCCUUCACUAUCAUUUUCGUCAUCCUCUUCCAACAACUCGAUGUUUAUUACUCACUCAGUUCUGUACGGGAGUGGACGAUGAAAGUUUCUAACAACUUGUUUCUUCUUGGCCUCUUGAUAUUGACUGAUUUUCGACCCGAUUUUGUUUCACAGAUGUAUAUAUACACACACCAUGUUCAUUCUUGACAUCCUCCAUCAAGCUUGGCUUGUAGAGUGAUUAAUAAAGACUGAUAUUUAGUGUAACUUCUUGCAAUUACUUUACUAAACAUUUGUAAAGCAUGUGAUAUAUAAUCUGGUUAUGAAAUUA
This is a messenger RNA of Camelina sativa (false flax), 2629 nucleotides long. The record is from RefSeq and is a predicted model, not a curated record. NCBI's taxonomy places the organism in Eukaryota, Viridiplantae, Streptophyta, Magnoliopsida, Brassicales, Brassicaceae.